GAAUUACGUCUUAGGAGAAAGGACGAAUAGCGUUGUGUUAAAAGAAGCUUAGAGGGAAUCGGAAACUGUUGCUGACUCUCUUUCUUUCGCUCGUAAGCCGGCACCGGUUCACCAUAAGAACCGACUGUGACGCGUGCCAACUACUCUGAAAUUAUUCUCGUGCGCAGAACACCGUUGCUUUCGCUGAUCUCGUCAAUUCGACCAGUCCACUUUAUAUUUCCUGACGUCGUUUCAACGCGGUAAGCUCUGAACGGUACACGAUGGCGGCGGUUGACUGUUACCAGAAUCAAGCCCAGGCCGAGAGUACCGGUCAACAGACACAAAACCAACAGCAACAGUCUCAGUCCCAUCAGCAACAAGCCACCGCUGGAAUUCCAGGCAAAGAUGACGAGCGGAAGCUGUUCGUUGGUGGCCUAUCGCGUAAUACCACCGACAAGGAGCUGCGAGAUCAUUUUGGUAAAUUCGGAGAGAUCGAAAGUAUCACCGUUAAAAUUGAUCCCUACACGGGAGUCUCGCGAGGCUUCGCAUUCAUGGUUUUCACCAAUCCCAAGACGAUCGACAAGCUUCUGGCUUCUGGGGAACACUACAUCAAUAAACGAAAGGUGGAUCCAAAACGGGUGAGUAAAAAGCCUCAGCAUGGGAAAAUUUUUGUGGGUGGUCUUACUCCGGAAAUCACUGAUGAUGAUAUCAAAUCGUAUUUUGGACAAUAUGGUACUAUCGUCGAAUUACAAGCACCAUUCGAUAAGGUAAAAAACCAGAGAAAAGGAUUCUGCUUCAUAACAUUUGACUCCAAGGAAGUCGUGUAUAAAUUACUCAAAACACCAAAACAAACGAUAAACGGUAAAGAAGUGGAUGUCAAAAAAGUAAAAGUUAAUCCAGAUUCGAGGAAUCAAGGAUUCUGGGGCCCGGGAUACGGUUACGGUUACGGCGGUGGUUAUGGCUACAUUCCCGAAUAUUGUAAUGGCUACCAAGGAGGCUACGACGAUAUAUACGCGAACUUUGAUUAUGAAACUUACGACGGUUAUGAUAAUAUGGGAUACGGAGCGCAAGGUAAGCCACGGGGAAAUGGACAGGGACCACGUCAAUUUCAAAGACAUCAACCGUAUUAAAAUAAAGAGUAUAUGAAUCUCACAUACUCGAAAUUUGGUGAUAAAACAAGAACAUAGUAAGGAGUAGACCAACUUUAUCUAGAUACAGUUUGAGACUGAGAUACAGAAAUUUGGGAUAGAAGAACCUUUGGAAUACUUGCAAGAUUCCUAUUCGAGCUCCAAAUUUCUUAAUCUUUGUAUGUAUGUACAUUUGUAUGUACAUUUUCUAAAAAAGAAACGAAUUUUUCAUUGAUCAGCAAUCAGUGUAAUUUAUUAAGGCGAAAGGAUCGUGUCUUUUUUUGUCUAUGCACAUUCUGUCACUUCUCAUGUAAAACAAUUAUUAACAAGACUACUAAAAUGGAUGUUCAAAUAUUUUUUACUCGAAUUCAAUUUUUCAUAUGAAGAACUGCUUUUUUGAGACAGUGACUAAUAAUCAACUCAUUACGAUAUUUUUGGAGUCGUAUAUUACGUGAAACUUAAAAUGAUUGAUUUACUCCUGGUUUCUUGUUAUUCAUGAUUCAUAAUACUAACAUGUAUAUCUUAUAAUUUAAUACUCUAAUUAUUCUUUAGCAUCUUAAGUUGCAUUACUAAAGUAUUGUUUAUUAUAUGCUUGGUGUUAAUCUUAUUAUUAGAAACACAAUGCUGUGUCGUUUAUAUUAGGACUUUAUGUCUGUAAACAGUUUCAGUUCAGAAAGCACUUGUCAGUUAGAAAUAAUCGAUAGAUAUAAAACAAAUUAUCAUUCAUGGACCAACGGUUCGACUCCUAAUUAAACGUACUUCUUCCUCAUAAAUUUAUAAUCUAAACGUAUUAUCUAUUAUCAUCUAAUUGUUUAUAAUCUAAAAUAAGUCCUGUAACUUAUACAAAUCAUAAGGUAUCAUGAGAGGCAUACGAAUCAUCGUAUGUUAUAUGUAAUGCGUGUAUACAUACAUAACGAUGUAUACGUGUAUGAGUUAGUAUAUAAUAAAGUAGCGAUUAAGAGAAAGAUAAAUAUUUCAAAAUGAAUAUAAUUAAAAUAUGAACGUCCUGGGUAGAUACGCGAAGAGUACGCGAGUGAUAGAAGAUGGUUACAAAAUAUUCUAAAAUGGUUUCAAAAGUUACAUCAGAAGGGGCAAGAUGUAUACUAUAACAUGCAUGAAGUUCAUUUCAUAAUAUUAUCUUUAUCACUACGUCAUGUAUCUAUUUUUUUAUAUUUCAGUUACAAUGAUAACUGAAAGUCUGUUUAAUGCGAUCAGUAGGUUUGGAAAUUUGCUGCACUCGUGUACUCCUGUGUUAUAUUGAAGACAUACAAAUAUGGCAAAAAGAUUGUGUCUUGUUCUAUAUAUAUAAAAAAAAAUGAUUCGUAAACACUGAAUCAACAGAAUGUUUAAGGCAUUGGAAUAAACGAAAAUAAAAUUACUGUUAUUUAGGCUACUAUGACAUUUCUUUCGCAUUUGCUUUGAACAGCAGUUUCUGUCUGGUGUACAAAGACUGCUCUUCAUAUGGCAAGAAGACUGUUAAUGCGUAGGGUAUCAUUUGACAUGAUACAAACCUUAGAGAAUCUGACAGCUAAUAGAUCUUAUGAUUUCUUCGAUGAAAAACUUUUAAACUUACACCGUAAUUAUAGCAAAUGUAGAUAUGGCAUUAUGGGACUACAUUUAGGUACAUCGAAAUUAUAUUGUACACAAGGCUGAUAAGGCUUUAAACAUUCAAGUUUUUCUCAGAUGUUACAAAAGUAUAGACAGUUUGGCUUAAAUAUAAUUCAUAAUACACAAACACAAUGAAAAAUAAACUGUUCUCUUAAAAAAAAAGAUUUUAAGCCAAGCUAAUUGUGCUUUUGAAAUUAAAUCUGUAUACUGUGUAUACCAUAUUUGCUGCGUGUGGAAAAUAUAUAUAUACAUAUAUAUAUAAAAAAGAGAACAGAGUGUGAAAUUAAAGGAAAUAACACAAAUAUUUUGUUACUAUUGAUUACUAUUCGCCUGUUUCACCCAUGACACAGUGUAUAUUUUAAUUAUAACAAAAAAUAAAAUAUUCAUUAUUCGAAAAGUACUUUGUAACAUCCUUGUUCUAAUUGAAUCAUAAGUAUGAACAAAAGUAUAUACUUCGAUCAUUUGAAAAGUUAUUUAAAAUGUAAAUCCUCCCUCAUCCUAGUUUAAAAGCAUCGAAAUUAAAUUGACUUUUAAACGUGAA
This is a messenger RNA of Hylaeus volcanicus, 3255 nucleotides long. Its product is annotated as RNA-binding protein squid-like. Gene Ontology annotation, molecular function: RNA binding. Gene Ontology annotation, cellular component: nucleoplasm. NCBI's taxonomy places the organism in Eukaryota, Metazoa, Arthropoda, Insecta, Hymenoptera, Colletidae. The record is from RefSeq and is a predicted model, not a curated record. Gene Ontology annotation, biological process: regulation of gene expression. Bases 261 to 1109 code for a protein of 282 amino acids. The transcript has 2 exons.